GAAUUGAAAGUUUUGUCAAUUGAAAUCGAGAUUCGAGGCUGAAGUAGUGAGGUGUGGUGUGUGCGACGGUGGCGUUGUUUUAUAAUGGCGAGCUUUAUUAUUGAAUAUUUUACUCUUUUAAUCUUCUUUUUAUCACUUGGCAACUGUCAGCGAACUCCGACAAUUUCGCACAUCACUCAAGAACAGAUACGAGAUAUCGGCGGUCAAGUUGAUCUGGACUGUUCCGUCCAUUAUGCACAGGACUAUCCAGUGCUCUGGCUCAAAUAUGAUCGUCAUAAGUCAACGGAGUCACUUCCUCUGUCAACGAAUUCCGGUCUAAUUAUUCGUGAUUCAAGAUUUUCAUUGCGUUUUGAUGCUGCAUCCGCUACAUAUACAUUAUCUAUAAAAGACAUCCAGGAGACCGAUGCGGGCUGGUAUCUCUGUCAAGUUAUAAUGUCAGUAAGCAACAAGAUAACCGCAGAGGUUGAGUUGCAAGUUCGAAGACCUCCAAUUAUAUCUGAUAAUUCAACGAGAUCCAUUGUGACCAGCCAGGGAGAAAGUGCCCAAAUGGAAUGUUACGCCGGUGGAUUCCCGCCUCCGAAGAUAUCGUGGCGUCGUGAGAACAACGCCAUUUUACCAACUGGUGGCUCCAUCUACCGUGGCAAUAUAUUGAAAAUGAACUCAGUACACAAGGAAGACCGUGGAACGUACUACUGUGUGGCUGAAAAUGGAGUAGGCAGAGGUGCAAGAAGAAAUAUUAACUUGGAAGUUGAAUUUGCACCUGUCGUCACCGUACCCCGACCUCGAUUAGGACAGGCUCUCCAAUAUGACAUGGAUUUAGAGUGUCACGUUGAAGCGUACCCGCCACCAGCUAUCACUUGGCUCAAAAACGAGGUGCAGCUCUCCAACAACCAACAUUACAGGAUCUCUCACUUUGCGACAGCAGACGAAUUCACAGACACGACACUCCGUGUGAUUACAAUCGAGAAACGUCAAUACGGUCUGUUCACAUGCAAGGCACAGAAUAAACUGGGAACCGCACAGGGAACUGUGGAACUGUUUGAAAUGAUAAUCCCCGUGUGCCCGCCCGCGUGCGGCCAGACGCGCUACGCCGGCGCCGCCCCCGCGCCCGCGCCGCGCCGCCUCCCCGCGCUCGCCCUCGCCGCCGCGCUCGCCAGAAUCUUCAGUACCAGAUAUUAACUACCCCGGCCUGAGACUGGACCCGGAGAUCUACGGCAGUACCGCGUCCCGGGCGCGCGUGUCAACAAUAAUGACUAUAUUAGCAAUAAUUACAUAUCUUCAGAAGUAUUUACAACAAUAAAUUAAUGUGAUGAAUUCGAUCGAAAACGUUUUAG
Messenger RNA from Vanessa tameamea, 1334 nucleotides. It is a transcript of the gene Lac, whose product is annotated as lachesin. The transcript has 10 exons. Gene Ontology annotation, cellular component: neuron projection. The record is from RefSeq and is a predicted model, not a curated record. The coding region runs from base 85 to 1179 and encodes 364 amino acids. Lineage: Eukaryota; Metazoa; Arthropoda; Insecta; Lepidoptera; Nymphalidae.